GAGUUCCCCCUCCUUGACCAAGAGUUUACGAACAGUUCCAACUUCAGUAGCCUUUAAUUUCUUGUGUUCUUCUUCAACUCCAUUUGUACUUACAUCGUAAAGAAGUAUUACUCGCCCUUCGUACACAAUAGUUCCUUCUUCGACCUUCCAUUUAAUAAUUUUCGCCGAUUUUCCUGCGGGAAGACAAAUCAACACUUCUUUUGCGCCCAUAUUGACCGGGAUUCCCGUCUAAACAGAAUUGCAACGGCGCUCACCAUUGGUCCAGAAGGAGCAUAUUUUUUCCUCGGCCAAUCAGAGACGCUUUUAUGGAAUAGAGCUCAACGUAAAUUGAUUUCAAGGUAUGCUCUUGAAUCCCAUGUCCCAAGUUCCCACGAUUCAAUAUAACCAUCAAAAAUAAAUGGCGGUAGAAUUCUUGGAAUGUAAAGUUAAUUUCAUCUUCCUUCCUUGAUCCUUUUAUCAUUUUUCUUUGUUUAUUUUAAUCCCCUAACAAAGGAUUUUCAUCCUGUAAACUCCAGUUGCCGCAUAUAAAUGAAAUUGGUUGAAAUGGAGGUUGAUCCACCGCCAAAUAUAUGUUUUAAUGAUGAUUUGAUCCUUGAUUUGAUCAGACAUGAAGAUGAAGGAGAAAGUGAAGACUGUAAAUGUCUAAUCAAUAAAGCAUGGACUGUACGUUCGUGUACUCCCCUCCAUAAUUUCUCCUACGCUGAAAGUGACUUGAGAUCGUAUGGAUUGGCAUUCUCAAAUAUUAUCCAGAAGGAGUGUAGUAUUAAAUAUGUCAAAUGUGAAUUUGAAGUUGUUUCUGAACUUGCUUUCUCAAAUAAGGACAACAAAUCUGUAAAAAUUACAGUGCAUUCAACAGUGAACGGGAGGAGAAAGGCAUUAUUUGAGAGUUACUUGGUAUCACGUAACUCAAGUUUUAAACCGAGGAGCUUGACCAGACUGCCAGUAUUUCUUUACAAUGGAUCAUUGAAGGUGGCGCUGGUCGUAAUCGCUGCUAUACAAUUUAUGUUUGGUGGGCACAUGUCAGAAAUGAAAUUCUCGGUCAACGAGCUGCUAGCGUUUACAGUCAAUCAUUGCUGGAAGCCCAAUGCAGAAAAAGACGAUGAUUCCGAACUGGAUCUCGUGUUGGACUAUGAGUUGCCAGUUCCGGAAAACAGUAAUAUCGAGUACUCGAUAGAAUCGAGUCGUUUCAAAGAGUUAUUCAGCAGAAUAAUUGAUCAACCUGGAGAUGAAACAAGCAUCAUGAGCAGUUUCCAUAAUGAUAUUCUUCAUCAUUUUUACAACAAUUACGAGAUGAAUCUAGACUUCUUCAAUCUAUCUACCAUAAAUCUAAAAAAUCAUCUCAAAAUUGCAAGGAAAGGCAAGAUAAAAUGCAAUAAUCCUUCGGUUUUAAAUACCAUGCUGAAAUAUCUCACGCAGAAUAUUAAUGAGUCUCAUAAAAUCUGAAGUGAUCAAUGGAGAACAUCCGUGCUUUAAAUCUGUCAAUUUUGAAGGUAUCUUAUCUUGAAUGAGCGGUGGCCUAGGUAGACUCAUUAUGCAUAUGCUUUCUGUCCACACAACUCAGUAUAUAUUCAGUUUUCAUGAAGUUCUAUGAAUUUCAUCCUUUCUCCGGUAAAUAUUUUUGAUGGUUUAUCGGAAAAUUUCUCCUGUUUUUAAAAUUAGUGACUCUCAACAAUAUCUGACCACUGUUGAUUUUAUUUUGUAUAUAUAAAUUAGAUUUGUCAAAAACUAAUUCAAUUUCCCAAUUGGAAAUUUUCAUGUUUUACUAUUAAAUUUUCUAUAAAUAAAAACUAUGAAAUGGUUUUUAUUCCUGGUGUCUAUUGAUAACCCAUCAUAGCAGAAUUCCGAUCGACUUGAAAUUGAAACUGCACGAUUAUUGUAUGACUUUGUCAUAUCAGUCCAAAUCACACCACCCUUCACGUUUCAAGCAUACUCAUCUAUUGCCAUCUAUGAAGUGGUCAAAUUUAAAUUCUGGACUAUGCAUUUGAAAACUUGUUGAUAAUUUUACAUUUUUGUAUAUUCUGUCUUACAUUUUUAAUGUUUUAUCUACUUUGAGAACUGUAUAUGUAAAUAGUAGAAAUAAAUAUUUUAUACAGA
Messenger RNA from Nilaparvata lugens (brown planthopper), 2094 nucleotides. Its product is annotated as centromere protein L. Bases 529 to 1443 code for a protein of 304 amino acids. NCBI's taxonomy places the organism in Eukaryota, Metazoa, Arthropoda, Insecta, Hemiptera, Delphacidae. The record is from RefSeq and is a predicted model, not a curated record. The transcript has 6 exons.